GUGCCCUAAACAUAUCUCUUUAAUAAAUGCUCUCUCUCUACUCUCUCUCUCUCUCUCUCCAUUUUUAGAUCUCUCCGGCUCUGUGCUGGCAGUGUUCUUGUUUGGCAUUUCUCAGAUCUGAAACUUUGCACGCUUGGUGGCAGUUUCAUUAUUCCAUUUCCUGCAAAGCGGUCUGGGCUGCUGUUAUUUCCCAGAUCUGGGUUUUUUGCACAUAUGAAAAUGGGUGCGUUAUGAAAUUGGUGUUGUAUGAAAAAGAAGCAAAGCAAUUCAAGGCGUAGGGAGUUGAUGAGCACUCUAUGAUUGGAGUGGUCACAUUGGUGGUGGGUGUGCGGAAGAGUUGUUGUGGGGUUUGGGAGGGGAAGUGCAUGAGGGAUCUAUGUUUUGGGAAGAGUUACAGGAGAAUAAGGUGGGACUUUGGGCUUGUGAUAAGGAGCAGUGGUAGAUGGGGCAAAUGUGGCUGAUUCUUGCGACAACUUGGAAUUUUCCUCUCUGAAGUCCUCGAUCUUAGCUGCUUUAGAGGUUAAAAAAAACGAGGUUUUUCAGUACUUGUUUCCAAGAUUCCCUUAAAAUGCAGCAGGAUCACCGUAAGAAGAAUUCAACGGAGAUGGACUUCUUCUCUGAAUAUGGUGAUGCCAAUAAGUACAAAAUUCAAGAGGUUAUAGGCAAAGGAAGUUAUGGUGUUGUCUGUUCAGCAGUUGACACUCAGUCUGGUGAAAAAGUUGCAAUAAAGAAAAUACAUGAUAUUUUUGAACACAUCUCUGAUGCUGCUCGAAUUCUCCGCGAGAUAAAGCUGCUCAGGCUUCUACGGCAUCCUGAUAUAGUUGAAAUUAAACACAUUAUGCUGCCGCCCUCAAGACGGGAUUUCAAAGAUAUUUAUGUUGUUUUUGAGCUCAUGGAGUCAGACCUUCAUCAAGUCAUCAAAGCUAAUGAUGAUCUGACAAGAGAGCACUAUCAGUUUUUUCUUUACCAGCUGCUGCGUGCAUUGAAGUAUAUUCACACAGCAAAUGUUUAUCAUAGAGAUCUGAAGCCUAAAAAUAUAUUGGCGAAUGCUAAUUGUAAACUCAAAAUCUGUGAUUUUGGUUUAGCAAGAGUUGCUUUCGGCGAUACACCUACGACAAUAUUCUGGACGGAUUAUGUGGCUACGAGAUGGUAUAGAGCUCCAGAGCUUUGCGGAUCAUUUUUCUCGAAGUAUACCCCUGCAAUUGAUAUAUGGAGUAUAGGGUGCAUUUUUGCUGAGGUGUUAACUGGGAAGCCACUGUUCCCUGGGAAAAAUGUUGUUCAUCAGCUGGAUCUGAUGACUGAUCUGCUUGGGACACCUUCAUUAGAUACCAUCUCUCAGGUUCGAAAUGAGAAGGCAAGAAGAUAUCUUACUAGCAUGAGGAAAAAGCAACCUGUGCCAUUUGCACAGAAGUUUCCAAAUGCUGAUCCUCUGGCACUACGAUUGUUGGAAAGGCUGCUUGCAUUUGAUCCAAAGGACCGUCCAACUGCUGAAGAGGCAUUGGCUGAUCCAUACUUUAAGGGACUGGCCAAAGUUGAGAGGGAGCCUUCUUGCCAGCCAAUUACAAAGAUGGAGUUUGAGUUUGAGAGGCGUAGAGUUACGAAGGAGGACAUACGUGAACUAAUUUUCCGGGAGAUACUGGAGUAUCAUCCUCAACUUUUCAAAGACUACAUGAAUGGAACCGAAAGGAAUAAUUUUCUAUAUCCCAGUGCCGUUGAUCAAUUCAAAAAGCAAUUUGCACAUCUUGAAGAAAAUGGUGGUAAAAGUGGGCCUGUAAUUCCGCUUGAGAGAAAGCAUGUAUCUCUCCCUAGGUCGACCAUUGUCCAUUCAAAUACAAUCCCUCCCAAAGAACUACCCAUGGCUGCCUUAAAAGAAAGGCAAAUUGCAUUGGAAGUAUGCAAUAAGAGCUCUGGAGAUGCAGACGGAAUUCCUGGAAAAUUGUCGAGGGCAGUAGCAGCAUCACAAAGGAUCACUUUGGCCAAACCAGGAAAGGUUGCGGGGCCUGUUGUACCAUAUGAGAAUGGAAGCUUUGCCAAAGAUGCCUACGAUCCAAGAGCGAUAAUCAGAAAUGCUGUCCUCCCAACCCAAGCCGUCCAUCCUGCAUACUGUUACCACAGGAGUAGCACUGGAAAGCAAGAAAGAUCUGCAACAGAGACUGAGAAGGGCUUGGUAUUGCAAGCAAAACAGCAGGCCCCUCAAUGUGGUAUGGCAACCAAAGUAGCCCCUGAUGUAACCAUUAAUAUCGACACAAAUCCAUUUUAUGUAACAAGAGCAGGAGUGACAAAGGCAGACCAUAUUGAUGACAGAAUCACCAUUGAUACAGAGUUGUUGCCGGUGAAAGCUCAGUAUAGUGGUGGGAUUGGUGCAGCUGCAGCAGCGGCUGCACACAGGAAGGUAGGAACUGUACAGUUUGGUAUGUCCAGGAUGUAUUGAGAGAGAGAGAGAGGGGUUGGGUGGGUGUAGCGGGGGCCAGCUGAACGGAGAACAAUUCCCAAACGGAGUGGGGAUCACUUUUUUGCAGGGAGUUGGGUUGGAAGCGACGGAUGUCUGCUGGUUGCGUUAAAAGAAGGCUGCAUUCUCCCCACUGGGACACGAUUUAUGUAUUGCUCUCGAGAACAAUGUUAAUGAAACUAUACCUUCAUUCUCACAAAAAAAAUUUCCUUCCAAAGCAUAAAACACCUCAACUCUUCAAAGGUCAUACUCCAUACAACCUAGCUAUAAUAAUAAUAAUAACCUGGCAAACACAGCAAAUGAUUCUAUCAUGUAGAAGCUGACGGCAGAAUAGCAUGUGCGCAAUGAGAGGAAUGUUAAUGAGUU
Malania oleifera is the source of this 2815-nucleotide messenger RNA. Its product is annotated as mitogen-activated protein kinase 20. Bases 569 to 2431 code for a protein of 620 amino acids. The record is from RefSeq and is a predicted model, not a curated record. The transcript has 10 exons. NCBI's taxonomy places the organism in Eukaryota, Viridiplantae, Streptophyta, Magnoliopsida, Santalales, Ximeniaceae. Gene Ontology annotation, molecular function: ATP binding; MAP kinase activity. Gene Ontology annotation, cellular component: nucleus; cytoplasm. Gene Ontology annotation, biological process: protein phosphorylation; intracellular signal transduction.